AUGUCGAGUAAACGGAGUAGAAGUCCGAACAGAGACGGUAAACGCCGCAGUCGAUCCCCACGGAAAUCUGAAAAGGCAUCUCCUUUUGAUGAAAACAUUUUAAGCGAAAUCUCGAAACUACCGGAACCCAACGAAUUAUGGGACAAUCAGUUUCAAGAUGCUUUUACCGGCAAUACAUCUGCGCCGCCCCCGCCGUCCUUUUCACAAGAAGGUAACAACUAUCCUGGUAACUAUCAGCCCUCUUAUUCUGGUGGAUAUGAUGAGUUCUCAUCAAUGUCAUCAGCCCCACAUCCACAAAAUGUCUCCACCUGGAACCAGGUGCCAAUGCGGCCACCUCCACAAAACCAACAGGUGUUUGUCAAUGUUGAAGAUCAAAUCAAAAAAGAAGCAGCAAUAGAAUCAGAAAUGCGCCACCAAAAGGCGGCUUUGUCUAAACAACGUGAGGACUGUAUGAAGAAGGCCACCAUCCUCAAAAAAGAACUAGAGACUCUGAAAGAGCAGCGCAAUGAACUCCACAACGACCCCAAGCGCUCACCCAGCCCUGACACCAAGCGAUUUCUCAAAGAGAACACAAAACUCCAGUUGGAGAUCCAGAACAAACUGAAGACAAUCAACAACGUUGUGGAUAUGUUGAACGGUAUCAUCGGCGAGGAGGCCCAGUCGGAGAAAAACGACCCUGAAGACUCCGGCGAGCGAGGCUCCAAGCGAAAAUCCAGGUCGCCGUCGAACAAGAAGUUCAACUACGUGUACUACGACCCCGAGAUGCACUGGUGUCGAGUCUGCAACGAGUUCCCCGCCACCGCCAAGGACUACUUGACCCACCUGCACUCGCCCGGUCACCACAAGAUGGCCUCUGCCCAUAUGGAGGCGCCCUGGCACUCGAUGUCUGGAGUCAAUGAGGGCUUCCCCAACUACCCUUCGGCGCCCACCAAACGGACACCAAUCAGAGGUCUACAGUUCUUCGUGCCUUCGACGGCGUGGUACUGCAAAUUGUGCGAUCAGUUCAUAGGCGACCUGCACUGCGCAUCCGCCCACCUCAAGUCUAUCGUCCACUCGAAGAACUACACGAACUUCGUGGAACAGAACCCCCACUGGGAUACCGACUGGAUGUCGGAUCGGCAGAAGGCCUUCGAGAAGAGUAGGGGAAAGGCCAAGGCAGAAGAGAAGUCUCAGUAUGCCGCCCACACGAUCACCUUCAGCAAGGAUGGCUUCCACACGAAGCGGAAGGAGAGCCCCAACCCCGUCUCCAAUUCGGAGAAGAAGAGGAAGAAGGAGAAGCGUAAGAAGAAGGGGAAGAAGAAGAGGUCCAGCAGUGAGUCGAACAGCAGCACCAGCAGCUCGGAAAGCGAACCCAAGAAGACCAAAAGGAAAAAGGACAAGGACAAGAUGAUAGAUGACAAGGCGCUGAAUGAAUGGAUGUCAUCUAUACCGAUGGACAGCCUAAACUACAAUGAGAGGAAAUUGCUGGACAACUUGAAGAAUAGAGCGGAGGAGCAGAAUGAACGUCGGAAAUCGCGUUCGCGCGACGAGCGAGAGCGGCGCGAGGAGCGCAGAAUGGAGGAGAGGAGAGAGGAGAGGCAGGACAGGAGAGAGGAGAGAAGAGAGGAGAGGUCGGACAGGAGGGACGAGAGGCCCGAGAGAAGAGAAGAGAGGCCCGAAAGAAGAGAAGAGAGGCCCGAAAGAAGAGAAGAGCGGCCCGAGAGGCGGGAAGAGAGGCGGAACGAGCCGCGACCCAGAUCGAACCAGCAAUCGUCCGAGGCCAAAAAGCCGGAAAUUAAGAAGAUGCCUUUUAUCGGAAAAAUGCCAGUGUUCAAGAACUUGGGAAAAAAUGUCAAGGUCGAGGACCAAAAAAAGGACGACGAGAAGAAAAAACAGGAGGAAGAAAUAAAUAAGAAGAGAAGAGAAGAAAUGGACGCUGAGAUACAGAAAAAGGUGGCGCAGUUCAAGGAGAAGAUCGCGAAGGCGCAGCUGGAGAAGCAGCAGCAGGAGAUGGCGCCGCAGCUGCCGUUCAGCGCCGCCACGGCCGCCAAGCUGGGCCUAUUCCCGCCGCCAGCACUCCUCAAUCCGCCGCUGCCGCCGCAGACGCCGAACAACCUGCCCAAGGACUUCCAGGACGCGCUCGACAUAAUAUUCCCGUCGAGCGCGAAGCCGGCCGAGAUGCAGCAGCAGGAGGUGUUCGUGCCGGGGCUGGGGGGCUUCCCCGUGCCGGGGCUGCCGCUGCCCUUCCCGCACCUGGGGCUGGUGCAGCCGCCCGUCUCGCAGAUGGUGGUGGGCUUCGACGUGAACGCGCCGCUCUUCCCGCCGCAGCUCUACGACGCGCACGUGCCCGUCGCGCCGCGAACCAAGAGCGCCCCGCCCGCCGCCAAGGCGCCGCAGCCCGACGCGGGCCGCAAGGAGCAGCUGGACGAGCUGGCCAUGCUCGGCAUCGACGCCACGGACGUCGGCGCCUCCUCGGCCAUG
Iphiclides podalirius (scarce swallowtail) is the source of this 2460-nucleotide messenger RNA. The record is from the annotation of a GenBank genome assembly. NCBI's taxonomy places the organism in Eukaryota, Metazoa, Arthropoda, Insecta, Lepidoptera, Papilionidae.